Parasteatoda tepidariorum (common house spider) is the source of this 862-nucleotide messenger RNA. RefSeq lists its product as uncharacterized. NCBI's taxonomy places the organism in Eukaryota, Metazoa, Arthropoda, Arachnida, Araneae, Theridiidae. The record is from RefSeq and is a predicted model, not a curated record.
GAAAUCACCCUUUAAUCUGCGCCAUUUUUUCAGAAAAUUAUCACUAUUUUCCUUCAGCUUGAAAGUGUGUGUUGAAUUGGUUUCAAUUGCCUUUGGAUUGAUAUUCCAUCUAUCUCAGUUUUGCCAUUUGUUGAUUUCUCAUGGAUCAAUUACGAAGAAAAUGUACUAAAAGAUUGGCUCAAGCCGUUGCAGAACGCUUGUUGUUCAUGGUAUGUCUGAUAAGUUUUGGCAUUUAUCUAGGAAUGAGGGUCUUAUCUCCUUACAUUCAAUUGAUCAUUCUUUUCACGUUAAUUAUAAGCGUCACUUGCUUAUUAAUGCAGACUAAGGAUCGCAUAAAUAGAGCAGUCUUAGUGGAUAGUUCAGAUGAAGCCGCUAGUUUUGCGGGAGUUGCUUACCACGGACUCGAUAGUGGACCACCACCACCAAUCACCGAUAUAGACAUCGAAUCAAACUAUUCUGAAGAUGCUUCUACAUUUUGCACCAAUCAAGACGUUGAAGCAGGUUUGUCUUCUGGAAAAUCACCAACUUCUGAAUCUCGCGUACCAGGAAAACCACAAAAGAUUUCGUUGAAUAUUGCAUGUCCAGAUGAAAUGUUACCAAGACGCCAAGAUGAAGAGAGUGAUUUGUCGUCAGGUAGGUGCUCAAUGGAUACACAGAAAUGUUUCGCAUCUCGAGAAAUGAGUCUUGAAUUUAGUUCUGAUGAAGCCAAUUCAACUGAAUGGCCAGUAGCGAAGUUCUACAUGGGGGAAGAAGAUGAAUCCAGCACCGGUGAUUUUGAUUUUAACACAGGUGGUAUUUAUUAUGGUACACCUUAUUUGUAAAAGCAAACUUGUUAUUUCAUUGGAAUAACAAAAAAGUAUGG